GCUAGUAUUAUGAUCCCAAAGCAAAAAAGAACCCUCUGUUUUCCACUUUCACUGCGAUCUUCGCGCUGAUUCUCUUCCUUUUCUGCUAUCCCUUGAUCGCUUCCCCUUUUUCUUCCCUUGCUAAUGAUCAUAAUCGUAAUCACAGCCUCUUAGUUUCUCCCACUUUCCAGCUUCUCUGAUCGUGCGUGAAUAGCAUACUGCUUCCACCACCUAUUUUCUAUUACUACCACGCAAAGUCCAUUUCUUAUCUGAUUUGCUCGUCUUUUCCUGACUUUUUGGCUUCAUCGUUAAUAUUCGGUCGAAAGGCGUGGAAUUAAACGUGUUGGUUUUGGAUGUUGGCUCGAUUGCCCUUGUAUUUGGAUUAUGCUGAUAGUCUGAUACUGAGUAUUAGUCAUGAGCGAAGGACUUCUACAAAUUGAGCCCACGGAACUUAAGUUUACAUUUGAAUUAAAGAAGCAAAGUUCAUGCUCAGUUCAGCUGACUAAUAGCACCCACCACUAUGUUGCUUUCAAGAUCAAGACAACUUCACCUAAGAAAUACUCAGUACGGCCACAUGUAGGGGUUCUCAUGCCAAAAUCUUCUUGUGUGUUUGUAGUCACAAUGCAAGCUCAACGAACAGUGCUGGUAGAUCUGAUGUGCAAGGACAAAUUCUUAAUUCAGAGCACCAUUGUUCCUGUUGGAACCACUAAUGAUGACAUUACUUCUAGCUUGUUUGUCAAAGAUGCCAGCAGAUGCAUUGAAGAAGAGAAACUGAAAGUAACCCUGGUGAGCCCAUUUCAUUCAGCCGAAGCAUCUCCUGUUAAUGGAGACAUUAAAAAUGGGCCUGCUCAUGGAAAUGAUAAGAUAUUCAGUGAAGAUGAAAUCGUAUCCCCAGAACACAUGGUUGUUAAGAAUGCAGAGAAUAAGGUAUAUAAUGAGGAGUUAAAGCACGAAAAGGAUAUGAAAUUGAAGCCGGCGAAAGAUAAGGUGUUUGACCCUGUGAAGGAUGUGGAGCAACAGAAGCCAGAUCAAGCAGCACUGGAAGUGUCAAAAGAUUUGGAGCUGAACGUCGCGAAGGAUGUAGAGGAACUGAAGUCAGAAAAAGCAGCAGAGUCAAGGAUAUCAAAGGGUGCAGAAGAGCUGGAAUUAAUGGAAUCUAUUGAGAAGUUAGAAGUGUCGAAAGAUCUGAACUUUAGCACUGCUAUGAAUGUAGAAGAACUAGUGUCAGAAAAGGAAGCGAAAUUAAAGGUGCCAAAGGGCGUAGAGGAGUUGAAAUUAAUGGCAUCCAUUGAAGAGUUGAAGCUAAAACUAGAUGAAUUUGAGUCCAAGUUAAAUGAGGCUGGAGUAACAAUAUCGAAGCUAACCGAGGAAAGGAUGGCAAGCAGUCUAGAGACUAAGAUCUUGCAAGAAAAACUAGCCGAUCUGCUCAAGAAAGAUGCAAGAAAAGUUAAAGUUGAGUUCCCUCUUCUGCAUGUCUGUGUGGUGGCGCUAAUCUGUGUAUUCCUUGGAUACCGUUUACAUCCCUGAGUCUUGAAAACUUUGGGGCAUCGUCUAUAUGAAGUGGCAAACAUUUUGAGUUGUUUAUGGUUUUGUUAAUAGCUGGAGGUUUUUCGUAAAUACUUGUAUGUUAAUAUCUGCAGAUGCGAUGAUUAGGGUCAGGGAUGCUCAUGUUAAAGGAAACAAAUAAUAUGAGAUCAUGGUAGGCAUGAGACCGUCGGUUAUAGGAUUUGAAUUUGAUGACUAUAUUUAUUAUUUAAUGCAGGCAUCGAGUGACUGUAACAUGUGAAUUACUGAAAUACAAAUUAAUUGUUUAUAUAAAUUUACUUAUUUAUUAA
Molecule: messenger RNA, 1814 nt
Organism: Prosopis cineraria
Lineage: Eukaryota; Viridiplantae; Streptophyta; Magnoliopsida; Fabales; Fabaceae
Product: vesicle-associated protein 2-2-like
Exons: 9
Coding region: 394-1506 (370 amino acids)
Biological process (GO): endoplasmic reticulum membrane organization
Cellular component (GO): plasma membrane; endoplasmic reticulum membrane
Source: RefSeq, a predicted model, not a curated record